Messenger RNA from Rhagoletis zephyria (snowberry fruit fly), 2678 nucleotides. RefSeq names its product eukaryotic translation initiation factor 3 subunit b (gene eIF3b). Gene Ontology annotation, biological process: translational initiation. Lineage: Eukaryota; Metazoa; Arthropoda; Insecta; Diptera; Tephritidae. The record is from RefSeq and is a predicted model, not a curated record. Gene Ontology annotation, cellular component: eukaryotic translation initiation factor 3 complex. Gene Ontology annotation, molecular function: translation initiation factor activity; RNA binding; translation initiation factor binding.
AGCCAACUUAACAGCAAUAGUUUCUUUUCGUUCGGUGUGCGUACUUUUGAUGACUGAAGGCGGUCGGAAAUUUUAGAAAAAGUGCAAAUUUUGUGUCCAAUAUGGCUAAAAAGAAAAGUGAAGAGUACGGAGCCGAUGGCAAUGAUGGGGACUAUGAAGAGGAACCAAAUUUCGAAGAUCCCGAAGGCUAUGUCGACGAUAUUCCCGACGAUGAGCUAUUGGCCAAUAUGUUGGCGCAGCGUCCUCUGGAGACGGAUGGUGUUGAAAGUGUUGUUGUUGUAGACAACAUUCCGAAGGUAGAGCCAUCCCGAUUGGAGAAAUUGAAGUCGGUUAUUCAUAAAUUGUUCUCGCAAUGCGGCGAAAUAGUGAAUGUAGUGUUCCCUGUGGAUGAUGAAGGCAAGACUAAGGGUUACGCUUUCAUGGAAUACAAGAACGCCAGCAUGGCUGAAGAGGCGGUCAAGACCUUAAAUAACCAUCGCCUUGAUAAAAACCACACCUUCUCCGUUAAUUUAUUCACCGAUUUCCAGAAGUACGAAAAUAUUCCGGAAAAAUGGGAUCCUCCUACUCCUCAACCCUUCAAGGUACAGAAUGAUUUGUACACCUUCAUUACUGAUCCCGAUGCCUACGAUCAAUACAGCGUAGCCGCUGAAACUGCGCCCAACUCUGUUCAGGUUUCGUUUUGGCAGAAUACACUUCCAGAGCCCAAUGAAUUAGAGUCUCGGGAGCGUUUUACUGAUACGUUUGUCAAAUGGUCGCCACUGGGUACCUAUGUGGUCACCUUUCAUAAACCCGGUGUAGCAAUUUGGGGAGGCAGCAGCUUUCAAAAAAUUCAGAAGUUCCCACAUCCAAGCACACAAUUCGUAGAGUUUUCACCUUGUGAGAAUUAUCUUGUCACCUAUGGGCCAACGCCUACCGGUCAAAAGGUCAUAAUUUGGGAUAUUCGUACGGGUGUUGAGAAACGCUCAUUCGUCGCAGAUGGCAUGUCUGUUUUGUCAAUGUUCCGCUGGUCGCACGACGAUAAGUUUGUUGCACGUUUGGGCGACAACUCAAUACAUAUUUACGAAACACCCUCAUUUUACCUGCUCGAUUUGAAAUCAAUCAAGAUUCCUGGUAUUCGCGGAUUUUCAUGGUCACCUACGGACAAUGUGAUUGCCUAUUGGGUUGAAGAACAGAAUCAAAUUCCCGCUCGUGUCACUCUGAUGGAGAUUCCCAAAAAACGUGAAAUACGUAACAAAAACCUCUUCCAUGUGGCUGACUGUAAGCUACACUGGCAAAAAUCUGGUGACUACCUCUGCGUAAAAGUUGAUCGCUACUCGAAAUUGAAGAAAGACAAGAAGGAAUUAGAUGUAAAAUUCCUGGGCAUGUUUUACAAUUUCGAAAUCUUCCAUAUGCGCGAAAAAGAGAUCCCUGUGGAUUCGGUGGAGAUACGCGAAUUAAUUCUUGCAUUUGCUUGGGAACCAAUAGGUAACAAAUUCUCCAUUAUCCAUGGAGAACAGAGUAACGCAAAUGUUAGCUUCUAUGAGGUCAACAAAGGUGUAAAACCUACACUUGUUAAGAAGUUGGAAAAGAAGUCAUGUACGCAUUUGUUCUGGUCACCACGGGGUCAAUUCAUUGUAAUGGCUAAUCUCUCGAUGGGUACCUUUGAAUUUGUGGACACCAAUAACGAUUUCAUUAUCUCUGCAUCGCCCGAUCAUUUCCGCGCCUCUGAAGUCGAAUGGGACCCAACCGGUAGAUACGUUGUGACUGGAGUAUCAGCGUGGAAAGUAAAGGAAGAUACUGGAUUCAAUAUGUAUACCUUCCAGGGACGUAUAAUACGACGCACCAUAUUGAAGAAUUUCGUACAAUUUUUAUGGCGCCCUCGUCCACCCACAUUGUUAACGGAAGCACAACAAAAGGAUAUCAAAAAGAGCUUGAAGAAAUACUACCCAAUAUUUGAACAAAAGGAUCGCUUGCGUCUUACACGUGCUUCGAAGGAACUACUUGAGAAGCGUGCACAAUUGCGCGAGCAGUUUAUGGAGUACCGCAACAAGCGUAUUGCGGAAUGGAAGGAGCAGAAGAGCCGCCGUAUGCAGCUCAGAAAUCACGUUGACACUGACAGUUUGGAUACCGAGGAAGUUGAUGAAGAAGUCGUUGAAUUUUUAGUCAAGGAAGAAGUAACUGUGCUCGAGUAGUCGACCAACAGGUUUGCGAUUUUCCAAAAAAGCAUACGCCUUUGAAAUUGAUUUACAAAGGCGUAGUUUUUCAUAAAAAAAAGAACAACAAUAAAUACUACAUAAAUAUAAAGGUCAUCAAGGCACUGAUUGAACAAACACAAUAAGAAGAAAAACAAGCGAAGAAAACGUGUACCAGCUUGUUUUUAUUAUUUAUAUUUAUACAAGAGUUCUUUCAGACGCAUUUGGCAUACUAACUUCUAACGCUGCACGCGUUGCCGACGCACAAGAUACCACAAGUGCGUCCGAUUUUUUAUUUUUUUUAUUAACAUUGCAUUCAAUAUUGGACUUAUCUUUAACUGAAAUUGUAAUUGUAAUUUUUUCGAAUCAAAAUUAACAGUAAGCUGCCAAAUAACAGCUAUCCGACGAUUUCCACGUUCUUCCCUCCCUUAACACUGUUUUGUAUAGUAAUUUUUACAGUAUAAAGCCUUAAAAUUUAUCUAAAUACCUAUACAUUUUGUUAAUUUA